AAAAAUCACAUAAAUGCUGAAGCAUGUAAGUCACAUCAAGAAUGACCGAAAAACAAAAAAUGCAAGGGGUUGCCAGGUGCAGUUUUAAAAAAACACAAAAAAAACCUCAAACAUCACACAGCUGAAAGAAUUCUGCAUGGAGAAAUGGGAAAACAUUUCCCCAGUCAAUUACCCCAUGUUAUAUACUGGUAGAUGGCUACAGGAAAUUUCUCAUCUAGUUUGUUUUAGCGAAAAACAAAAAACAGCUAUUAGAGCACAGAAUGGCCUAACUUUGUCCACAAAAAAAAUGUACAUGUAUUACAUUUUAUAACUUUUUUUUUACGCUUUAUGUCUUCAGUUAUAAAUGCUUCAUAUCUCAGUACUGUUUAAAAUAAGUUUAAAUGUCAAUUUCUUUAAAUAUGUUAAAAAAGACAAAGGUAUUUAAUGAGAUGUCCUCAUUUUUACAACAAAAGGUCUAAAGUUUAGUCAUUGUGAGACAAGUCUGGCUCAAGUAUUGUAGAAUAAAUGUUAUCAGGGUGGUUGAAAACAGCGCACUCUGUGCUGUGUUUCCUAUAAAAGCCCUCUAUUCAGAGUUUUUUUUUUCUUAACUGUUUCUAGCUCUAUUACUGAUUUAGGUUUUUAAAGCUCUAAACGAGAUAAAUGUAUUAAAAAUAAAUUAAAAUGAACUAUAUUUAAUGAAUGUAUAGAUUGCCUUGAAUUUAAAUGAAAAACUGGGUUAACAUUUGUACUCCCGUGCAAGCCUUUAAUGGAAUUCUUCUACAUAGACAGAAAAGUCAGCUUUAAUGACAAUUUUAAAAAAAAGUAUGCAGCUUUCAUAGCUGCUAUUGUAUUAAAGCUGGCCACCAUUAAUACAUUUUGUGUUAGUGGUAUGUGUUACGUGGGAGAAUAUGGAGCCAGAUAGCUGACAAAAGUAUUUGAAUCUGAAUUUUGUAUAUUUGAAUUAUAUUUACAUGACAUUUCAAAAAAAGGAAUUUUUGUGUAAUUAAUAAAUUUGAAUUUUGACAAUGCAUUUUGUGUUUUGAACUUAUGAUGUGGUGACAUUUGCUGUUGAAAAAAAUUCAUUUCAAAAUUACAACUUGCAAUUUUCAGAUUUAAAAAAUUCAGAUGCAUACAUUUUCAAGUCGCUCAAAUUCAGAUCUCAGAAAUACGAAUUCAAACCGGAGUUCCAACAUCCGGGGCUUCCCAGGAAAAGUAAAUUGUUUAGAGCGAUCGAUCGCAGCAUUAACGAGACACAGCGCCAUCUCACGGCUGCACUCGAGUUCACGUCUGUGGAGGUGAAGCUGAGCAGAUGAGCCGCGUUUGUACGGGAGAAAACUAAGGAUGAACCCCAACGAGGUAAGUGCAUACAAAGUUCUUCACGCCCACAUAAUCAUCUAGGUAAUUAAUUAGAGUUCUAAAUACUCAGUGCGCCACACGGCAAGCUUGAUAUUUUGCGUUAUAUAACGCGGGGUGACUAGCUAGCUAGCUUGUUGGUUGUGGGUAGCCAAGGGUUUUGGUUGGCCUGAGCUGGUCUGAGUUUAGGAAGGCAUGUUGAAGUGUAUUGGUUAACAUUAUAGUUUGUUAAGUAUGCGUUUCCCUGACGUUUGAACGUUAACGUUUCGUCAGUACAAUGGUUGGAGCUAACUACAGUCUGUAAAACAGGGAAUGCGUUUCUAAGUAUCGUAGUAAAUGGUAUCCUGUUGGCAGUUAAUAUUUAAAUGCAUUAGACUAACCUGCUAAAUAAGUGGUUAGCAGUGUGUUCCAUAAGUAGUUCAUGCCACCAUUUGUACGGUUUUCUCAUUCAUUCUUGUUAAACCAUUUGUACUUUCUACAAAUUAUAGUAAUGUUUUGCUUGUGUUUAUAGGGAAAUGCUGAUGUUGUCAGGUCAGCAAGGCACCUGUUGUCCUUGUUGACCUCACAGUCAGGAAGUGCAGCUGGCCCUAGUCAAGAAAAUGCCAGGCAGCAGUUCAUUUCAGUUCAGGGUGAGAGAGCAGCUGUUCAGACCGAGAUGCCCAGGUCCUUCCCUGGGUUUUUUACCAAAGGACGGGGGAAAAAACGUUUUUGUGCUGCUGCACCUGUCCCCUGCAAACCAGCUAAAAUAAUGCCAUUGACCAUUUACCUCCUACCUCACCAAUAUGAUCGGACACCUAAGGAAGAGGACCAACUGUUGCACAUGCAAGCCGGGUUGGGGCGUAGGACGGCAUACAUGGAUGAAAAUGCUACACACGAGGAAAUAUGUGCACAACUAAAGGAACUAUAUCCAAAAUUAAAGGAGCUGACAGGUGGUUGGCUCAUUUACAAAGCCUCAGGAGGGUGGGGUACCCGAAAGCUCACUCUUGUAACACCUGAUGAUGGAGGAUACUGCAGUAAGCUUUUGAAAACUGCAAGUUUUCUCUUCAAAUGGAACUUGAUACUUCUCCUCUGCCACCAACCUCGGGAAGCUUCAGCGGCAUGCCAAAAGAGAAGUGCCAGAAAUGUGGUGUCUUUUACCCGCUUGUCAUCCUACCUGCCCAUAUAAAGUCCUGUGAGGUCAUCAAUCUAGAGGAUGAUCAGAAUGUAACCUGUCCCAUAUGUGAGGAGGAAAUGCCACUUGAUAUUCUGGAAAUACAUGCAAGUUCUUGCACAGAAAGGGUACCACCUGUAGACAGCUUGUCCCAGGCAGGACCAUCCAUACCCCACACUUCUUCAGGAAAUGUCACUCUACUUGCAUGUAAUGCUGAACCUUCAAAUGCAACUCAUGACACAUGCAUGAAUGAUUAUGACUGGAAAACUCAUCCAGAUCCUGAAAGAGCAGCAACUCUUUAUAGUAAGGGGAUUCUUCGCUUUCAUGAGACUGGGAAGCCCUUCUUCAUGAACAUGGAUUUGAGAAUGAGCAAGGAGGAUCAAGACCGAGAACUCCUUGCAUUGUACAAGCAGUCAAGUGUGGAAUGGGGAUGUCCAGUGACAUGUAAACUUCAAGGAGAUGUUGCUGUGGGUGAAGGAGUGACAAGAUACUUCUUUUCAGCACUAAGACUUAAAGCAGGCUUCACUAUUAACCUAGGAAAUGCUGAAAGUACUUGCCUAUUUGAAGGGGAACCUGAUCAUCUGGUCCCUUCAUCAUCCCAAUUCCUCAUUGAGGGUGACCUGUUUCUAGUAGCUGGACGGAUGCUGGGACAUUCGUUCUUACAUGGGGGACCUCGACUGUCUGGGCUCAGCAGAGCAAUUGUCCAUGUACUUGUAGGAGAUUCACCUGAGACAGCCACAGUGCAGAUAGAAGAUUGUCCUGACCAUGACAUACGAGAAAUAAUCAAAUUGCUUGAUGGAGAUGCUGAACUAAGUGAUGAUGAACGCAAGGCUGUCCUUGAUCUGUGUCUUUCUUGGGAUCUACCUGGCCCAACCAAUACAAACAGAAGAUGGCUCUUUGAACGCCUUUUGUGGCAUGCGGUCAUUGGUAGAAGAUUACGUCAGUUGAAACAAAUUCGGAAAGGACUAAAGGAAACCAAGGUGUGGUCACUUUUGAUUGAAAGGAAAGAUGUGCAGAUCUUUCCAAAGGAAAGUGAAUAUUCACUUACGCCACAGAUACUGCUCCCAUACAUACGCUGGCCCCCUGAAAACAGUGCAGAUGAAGACGAUGAUGAUGACUGUCCACUGGAAAACAAGUGUCGCAUCUCAGGAUAUUUUCGGCAGUUCAUUGAGGGUGCAUCCAGCCCUCACCUUAAAGAGUUGGUGAAGUUUUGGAUAGGAUGGGAAGUGCCCAGCGGAGACAUGGCAGUGGAAAUCAUCAAUGGCCUACUGCCUAAGUCUUCCACCUGCUUCUGCGCACUACGCUUACCAGGUCACUACACCAGUUACAGCUACUUCCAGGAAGACCUGUUGAGCUGUAUUGGCACCUCAGAUUUUGGUUUUGGGAUUAUUUAGCUGCACGUUUUAGUUUAGCAUAGGCAAGCCUCUUAAUGUGUGCUAUGGCUUGAAAAUCAAGUUCAGUUAAAUGUAUACACCAUGUUUGAGUUAUCAAGUUAGAUAAACCUGUUUUAAGUAUAAAGUUAACAUACAGGUGCUGGUCAUAAAAUUAGAAUAUCAUUGAAAAGUUACCUUAUUCCA
Molecule: messenger RNA, 4059 nt
Organism: Astyanax mexicanus (Mexican tetra)
Lineage: Eukaryota; Metazoa; Chordata; Actinopteri; Characiformes; Acestrorhamphidae
Exons: 14
Coding region: 2380-3876 (498 amino acids)
Molecular function (GO): ubiquitin-protein transferase activity
Source: RefSeq, a predicted model, not a curated record